Messenger RNA from Protopolystoma xenopodis, 870 nucleotides. NCBI's taxonomy places the organism in Eukaryota, Metazoa, Platyhelminthes, Monogenea, Polystomatidea, Polystomatidae. The record is from the annotation of a GenBank genome assembly.
AUGACAACGCCUCCAGCUCGGAUCAUUUGGUUCUUUCGACGACUGAUCACGAUGCCGACGGUCAAAGGCGUCUUCUGCUGUCUGCUAGUCUGGAGCGGUCUUUUGCAGACAUUCACUGCCGCUGCAACUGCUGCUGGGGAUGCCGUGGCGCAGCUUCCGCCGGUGCUGCUCGACGCGGCCGGUAACCUGGUCAACGAGAAGGGCUAUCUGCUCAUGUUCCACGGUUUCAAUUCUGUGAAAAAGGAGCCGCCCUACUUUGACAAGAAUUCACUGGACCGAAAGCAGCUGAAGAUGUACGCUGACUGGGGCCUGAAUGUCGUCCGAUUGGGUGUGAUUUGGGCGGCUCUGGUGCCCCAGAAGGGCGUAGUCAACGAGACCUACUUGGAGCGGAUCGAGGAGAUCGUCAACCGGAUGGGCGAGGCCGGGAUCUACGUUAUCCUCGACAUGCAUCAGGACGGUAUGUCCAGUCUGUUCAACACAUAUGACGCCAUUCCCAGCUGGCUCCUCAAGGAGUUUCCCAAGCCGCCCUGGCCCUUCCGGUUCCCAUGGCCCCGGUCGACACCGCCGGAACCGGAGAACAAUUACGAAGCCUAUCUGACCUACGCAUGCCAGUCGGCCUUUCAAUGCCUCUAUGACGACACCGCCAAGGCCUGGCAACACUGGGGCGACUUUUGGGCAACGAUAGCGCAGCGAUUCGCACAAAACUCAGCCGUCCUCGGCUAUGAAUUGAUAAACGAACCAUUUGCAGGCAACAUCUUCACCAAUCCACUCAGAGCCUUACCAGGUAAGCACGCCAUGUCGCCUGACAACUGGACUUUGGAUAAAGUAGAUGCAGCUCUUAAAUUGGCACCAGCAUCGCUGCCAAGGUGA